GACAGCGAAGCAAAACGUUUUACGGCAAGCAUGUCUGCUCCUUUGAAAGCUUGUUGUUAGCCGGAUAAAUAUUUACACAAUUUCACGCUCUGCUUAAAUAUCCAAGCUUGAGCAAAACAUUUUCACCUUUAGGUUUUUAUUCCGGAGAUAUGGAUGUUGGGGAGCUCCUUAACUAUCAGCCUGACAGAGGAGCAAAGCGUCCCAGGGACGGGGAUGGCGGAUCAGCAGGAGGAGAUGAAGACUCCAGGGGAGGGAAGCAGCAGAAGGGGCUGAGUGCCAGGGAGUUGGCCAGAUACCGGGAAGCAGCAGCUGCAGCCGGAGUAGGGAUUGAUGUUGGGGGUGAAAUGAGGGACACUGAGGAGCUGUCUGGGGACAAGAAAAAGAUCCUGGAGAAACUAAUGGACCAGGAUGAAGAGGAACCUGAGGCAGAGCCGGUGGACGAGAGUUCAGUGAAGAAAAUGAUCCUAACCUUUGAGAAACGGUCGUAUAAAAAUCAGGAGCUGAGGAUUAAGUUUCCAGACAGCCCAGAGAAGUUCAUGGAGUCUGAGCUGGAUCUGAACGACAUCAUCCAGGAGAUGCAUGUGAUCGCCACAAUGCCCGACCUGUACCACCUGCUGGUGGAGCUCAACGCUGUCCACUCCCUGCUGGGCCUCCUCAGUCAUGAGAACACUGAUGUUGCCAUAGCAGUGGUGGACCUGCUGCAGGAGCUGACAGAUAUCGACACACUCCAUGAAAGCGAGGAGGGGGCCGAGGUACUCAUAGACGCUCUGGUGAGUUCAGGAUUUACACCAGACUUUAAAGAUAUUGAUGAAGCUGCACUUUGGA
Molecule: messenger RNA, 825 nt
Organism: Labrus bergylta (ballan wrasse)
Lineage: Eukaryota; Metazoa; Chordata; Actinopteri; Labriformes; Labridae
Source: RefSeq, a predicted model, not a curated record